This is a messenger RNA of Pteronotus mesoamericanus, 1455 nucleotides long. RefSeq names its product upper zone of growth plate and cartilage matrix associated (gene UCMA). The record is from RefSeq and is a predicted model, not a curated record. The transcript has 5 exons. Bases 91 to 507 code for a protein of 138 amino acids. Gene Ontology annotation, cellular component: extracellular matrix. NCBI's taxonomy places the organism in Eukaryota, Metazoa, Chordata, Mammalia, Chiroptera, Mormoopidae. Gene Ontology annotation, biological process: embryonic skeletal system development; regulation of osteoblast differentiation.
CACAGCAGUGAGGACCCAGAGGCCUCAGGGUCUGCAGAGCCCUCUCUGUGUGCCCUGUGGUUCUCAGACAGAGCCUCAUCCUCUCUAAAGAUGGCCUGGAGACAGCUGCUCCUUGUCUCCUGUUUCUCGGCUGCGAUGCUUCUGUCCAUGCUGCAGGAGGGCACAGGCAUGUCAGUGGGCACCAGGCAGGUGGCCAGGCAAGAGGCCCAGGAAGGAGUGGAACAGAAGAUUUUCAUGCAGGAAUCAGAUGCCUCGAAUUUCCUCAAGAAGCGUGGCAAGCGGUCCCUCAAAUCCCGAGAUGAGGUCAAUGCGGAGAACAGGCAGAAACUGCGGGCUGACGAGCUACGAAGAGAAUAUCACGAGGAACAACGAAACGAGUUUGAGAACUUUGCGGAGGAGCAAAAUGACGAACAGCAAGAGAGAAGCCGGGAGGCUAUUGAACAAUGGCGCCAGUGGCAUUAUGACGGCCUGUACCCACCAUAUCUCUAUAACCGCCACCACAUCUGACCUCAUUGUCACAAACCCGGAAGACGGGGCUAGAAACGCAUUAUACUCACCCCAGGUGUUCUUCUCCAGGUGUUUGGGCAACUCUUUCCCACACAAACAGGUCCCUUCAAAGGGUCUCAACUUGAGGUGUGCUGUGGUAAACACAUAAGCCCCUUCUGAUGAGUUAAAAUGCUCUGGCUUUCGCUUCUUUGCAGAUGAAUUCUGAGGUGAGCAAAUACCCAUGGGGCAGCCUGGCACCAAACCUACAGUGGUUUCCUCUUGCUUAGUCAUUGUUUCUGAAGUAAGAGUCCCUUUUGAUACAACAAUGAAAAGAAUCACAGUAGAGAGAGAAGAUUCCAUGUUUGCUUAUAGCUUACAAAUAAACAUGUUGAGUCAACAAUGCAUUACAUUCUCGAAUCCCAAACUGAAAGGUGCCAACCUACCUCCGCGGAGGUGCAAUGUUCCUCACACUGACUUGGGUGUUUGAAAGCUUGAACUCAGGAGUACUGUUCACUGUUUCCUUGGUAUGUCUCAGUAGUCACAUGAGAGAACAAUGCUAAAACAAUUAUUUUGGUGAAAGCAUUCUCUGAGAUGGUUACAGGGUCCAGGUGCACCUCUGAAGAGUUAACGUUCAUUUGACUGUGGUUUUUUAACUGCAUCAAUCAGAAGCCCGGGUUACAGCAAAGCCAGUUGUAACCCAAAUAAGAAAAGAGAUGAAACUGAGUUUUGGUAUCAUCUUCUUUUUCUUCAUAGUGCCUGUAUUAUUUUGUUAGGGCUGCCAUAACAAAAUACCACAAACUAGGUGGCUUAAAACAAUAAAAAUGUGUUCUCUCUCAGUUCUGGGGGCUAGAAGUCUGAAAUCAAGGUGUUGUCAGAGCCACACUCCAGUCAAAGGCUCUAGGAGAGGAUCCUUCCUUGCCUCUUCCUGCUUCCUGCAGCCCGCGCUUCCUUGGCUUGUGGCAGCUUCAC